Messenger RNA from Zophobas morio, 4087 nucleotides. RefSeq lists its product as uncharacterized. Gene Ontology annotation, molecular function: flavin adenine dinucleotide binding; oxidoreductase activity, acting on CH-OH group of donors. The record is from RefSeq and is a predicted model, not a curated record. The transcript has 9 exons. Bases 59 to 4087 code for a protein of 1342 amino acids. NCBI's taxonomy places the organism in Eukaryota, Metazoa, Arthropoda, Insecta, Coleoptera, Tenebrionidae.
GACACAGCCAAGAAAGCAAUUCCAAUUCCGCUAAUCGAACCUCGAAACCGUUAAAAUUAUGACUGGUUCCUUUCAGAAAUAUUUUUGUUUCUUUCUAGGCGUUGCAAGUGCCUCACUUACCACCGACUACUACGAACAACUAAUAUCUCAAGAAAGUGCAAAAGCGCUUACUUACAAGUUGCCCAAAACCAACGAGGAAUUCAGAACGGGCUUCGAAUCUAACGAAACAAACGAUUAUGGUGAAUACGACGUGGUUAUAGUGGGAGCAGGCACAGCAGGGUGUAUUCUAGCCACUAGACUAUCCGAACUUGACAAAAUUAGUAUUCUUUUGAUAGAAGCUGGGGGCGAAGAAACCGACUUCACUCAAAUUCCUGCGAUGUGGCCUUACCACCAGUUUAGCGAUUUUAACUGGGGUUAUUACAGUACGCCACAAAAACAAUGCUGUUUAGGAAUGAACAACUCACAGUGUAUGGUUGCAAGAGGGAAGGUAAUAGGGGGUGGAAGUGCGAUCAAUGGCGCGCUAUAUGUUAGAGGGAACUGUAAGGACUACGACAAUUGGGCGGCACUAGGAAAUCGUGGAUGGUCCUGCAAGGAUGUCCUUCCAUACUUCAAAAAAUCCGAAAACUCGCAAAUCAAGGGUGAUAGAGGAUAUCACGGAAUAGGCGGUUUCUGGAAUAUUGAAUAUUCGCUACCACCGUUUCCGUUGUUCGACAACUUCAUCAACGGUAGUUUAGAAACCAAUCUAACAAUUGUAGACUACAACGGUAAAAGCCAGAUUGGUGUAAGUCAAGUACAAUUUGACAUUAAACGAGGAAGAAAACAGAGUUCUGGGACCGCGUUUCUGAACAAUGCCCGGAAACGUAGUAACCUCAAAGUUGUAACUAAAGCGCUAGUUACAAGAAUCACCAUAGAUCGACGAUCGAAACGAGCAACUGGAGUAGAAUUCGUAACUAGAAAUAAAAAGUUUCGAGUACGAGCCACAAAAGAAGUUAUAGUUUCAGCAGGUGCCAUCAACACUCCUCAGAUACUAAUGUUAUCAGGGAUUGGACCGAGAAAGCAUCUAAGAGACAUGAAAAUUCCCCUAGUCACAGAUCUACCAGUCGGUGAAAAUCUUAUCGAACACCCAGUAGUUAAUUUGAUGGUGCGUACCAACUACACCCCUCCUAAUAUCAGCACGGAAGACUCAGUUCGACAAUAUUUAAACGGCUUUGGUCCUUUAACCAAAGGAUCAAACGUCGAUGGAGUCAGUUUCUUCCACACUGGGAACGAUUCUACCGGACAACCUUCAAUCCAACUCGACAUGACAGGCGCCUUAGCCACUGACGCUACCAUGUUUCAAAAAACCCAAAACUACAAUACCACGAUCGCUGAAAAGUAUUCACAGGUAAUCCAGCCACGAACUGAUAUGAUAUGGUACGCCACACUACUCCACGAAAAAUCCAGAGGCCGAAUUCAGUUACAAUCAAAUAGUCCCAUUGACUUUCCAAGUAUCGAUUUAAACAUGUUCGACGAACCAGAAGAUGUAGAUGUUUUGAGCGAAGGGGUGGAAUAUGUUGUUCGACUUUUGGAAACUGAAGCUUUCAGAAAAAUCAAUGCUACAUUGCUUAGUGCGUCUUUAUGUGGCAAUUUUGAAAAAAAUUCGAAACAGUACUUUGAAUGUUUAUUCCGUAAUUUGGGGACAACUGGUUAUCACCCUUGUGGAACGGCGGCAAUGGGUCCAGAUCGUAGGAAGUUUGUUGUUGAUCAUAAGUUGCGGGUGCAUGGGGUUGGAAAGUUGAGGGUUGUUGACGCGUCUAUUUUUCCACUGGGAAUAUCUGGGAAUCUUAACGCACCCACGACAAUGGUGGCCGAAAAGGCAGCUGAUAUUAUCAAAUCGGACCAAGAAAACAAUCACGGUACAAAUCUAACUAGGAAGUUUGUUGUUGAUGAUAAGUUGCGAGUGCAUGGAGUUGGAAACUUGAGGGUUGUUGACGCUUCUAUUUUUCCACUAGAGAUAUCUGGAAAUAUUAACGCACCUACUACAAUGGUGGCUGAAAAAGGAACAGAUAUUUUUGUGUGUGAAACAAAUUUGAUUAAUCAACGAACAACAGAAGCCUUGGGGUAUAAAUUACCCACGAGUAACAACGAAUUCAAACAGGGGGUCGAAACCGAAAACUUUGAAGAGUAUGGCGAAUUCGAUUUCGUAAUAGUCGGAGCAGGAUCAGCAGGCAGCGUUCUAGCCACACGACUAUCAGAAAUUGACGAUUUCAAAAUCUUGUUGUUGGAAGCUGGAAAUGAAGAAGAUGAUUUCAGCGAAAUACCAGCAAUGUGGUUGUACAAUCAAUUUAGUGAGAAAAACUGGGGUUACUACACCAUCCCACAAAAACAGUCUUGCCUGGGGAUGAAUAACAAGCAAUGUGUUGUUCCUCGAGGAAAACUAUUAGGAGGUAGCAGCUCGAUAAACGGCGUGAUGUACUCUAGAGGCAACUGCAAGGACUACGAUAAAUGGUAUCAAAUCGGAAACCGAGGAUGGUCCUGCAAAGACGUUCUACCCUACUUCAAAAAAUCCGAAAACUCCCAAAUACGUGGUGACAAAAACUACCACGGUAAAGGAGGUUUCUGGAAUGUUGAGUACUCAGCACCCGAUUCACCACUAUUUCAAAAUUUCAUUAACGGUAGCAUAGAACGCAACCAACCCAUUGUAGACUACAACGGCAAAAACCAAAUUGGAGCAUCACACCUACAGUCUAAUAUCAAACAUGGAAAGCGACAAAGUCUUGCAACCGCAUUCCUAGAUAACAGUCGGCAGCGCACUAACCUGAAGAUUCUAACUAAGACACUAGUGACCAAAGUCGUCAUUGAUCCACAAUCAAAACAAGCAAAAGGUGUAGAAUUCGUCACAAGAAAUAAAAAAUUCCACGUACGAGCUACGAAAGAAGUUAUUGUUUCUGCGGGUGCUAUAAACACACCACAGCUGCUGAUGUUAUCAGGAGUUGGACCUAAAGAUGAGUUAAGCAAACUGAAGAUUCCUAUAAUCGCAGAUCUACCAGUUGGGAAAAACCUUAUAGAACAUCCGCGACUUAUGUUGAUGGUUCGCUCAGACCACGCGGCAUCAAAAAUCGGCAUUAACAAAUUGAUCCAACAGUAUUUGAAUGGUUUUGGUACGUUAACACAAGCGGGAAAUGUGGAGGGCGUCGGUUACAUACAAACAAAAAACGAUUCCAACGAAGUACCUACAAUAGAAAUUUUGUUUACAGUGCCCCCUUACAUCGACACUUCUAUUUACCAGCGACAAUUGAACUACAACAAAGACGUCACCAACUCCUUACUCGAUAGGAUCGACCCACAAAAAGACAUAUUUUUCUACAUAGUACUGCUUCACGAGAAAUCUAGAGGACGAGUUUCCUUAAAUUCGAGCAGUCCGAUUGAUUUUCCAAACAUCGAUUUAAACAUGUUCGCUGAACAGGAAGACGUAGAAACUUUGUUUGAAGGGGUGGAGUAUGUCCAGAACCUCUUAAGUACCGAGGCUUUCAAGAAAAUUAAUGCAAGUUUAUUGGAAGUUCCCAUUUGCGCUAAUUUUAAAAUAGGUUCUAAGGAAUACUUGGAAUGUUUAAUUCGCAACUUGGCGGGCACUCUUUACCACCCCUGUGGAACAGCAGCGAUGGGACCCAACAAUGGAAACUUUGUUGUUGGUGACACUUUGGAAGUCCAUGGAGUUGGAAAUUUGAGGGUAGUUGACGCGUCGAUUUUCCCAUCGUCUAUUUCUGGGCACUUGAACGCACCCACUGUCAUGGUAGCGGAGAAAGCUGCUGAUCUUAUUAAAAAGGAGCACAAAUAUUUAAUAACCCAACGAACAACUGAUGCCUUGGAGUAUAAAUUACCCACGACUAACAACGAAUUCAAACAGGGAAUCGAAUCUGAAAACACCGAAGAUUAUGGUGAAUUCGAUUUCGUAAUAGUCGGAUCAGGAUCAGCAGGCAGCGUUCUAGCCACACGACUAUCAGAAAUUGACGAUUUCACCAUCUUGCUGUUGGAAGCUGGAGGUGAAGAAGAUGAUUUCAAUCAAAUACCAGCACUGUGUUUCGCGUUACUAAAGCUACCACUCUGA